AUGUUUGGCAUGAAUUAUACGGAUCCUCCUGAUCCGGUUAAUAAAAAAUUGUAUGAAGAUGAAUUGGAAGCUGAUAUUGGAGCAAAACGAAGAGGAAGAAGAGCUGUACAUAAGGAAUUCUCUCCUUAUUCAGUGAUUAAACCAUUAAGAUCAAAAGAAAAAAUGGAAGCUAAAGCUAAUCGGUUAAAGGAGGAGAAGACGUAUUUGAGCUCGAAAUCAAUAGCUGAUGGGUCUAAAGCAGUUCUUCGAGCUGGAAUACGUGAUGUAAUCAAAUCAAAUUAUGGAAAAGAAAAUAUCGAUCCUCAAUUUAUUAAAGCUAAAUUGGAUGCGUUUGAUAAGGUGAUUGCCGAACAGAAAAAAAUGGAAGAAGAAAAAGGAUUCGUGUUGCUCCAAGUAACUUCAGAUAUGGUUAUGGGAUUCAAUUCUUCUAAGAACACGGUGGUUGGGUUAUCUUCUUCAUCCCCUGUAAUUCAAGUGAACAUGGAAACGAACGCUAGAACUAGUACUGGGUCGAACAUUGGAUCGUUAAUUGGAAUGAAAAUGCACAAGGGCAUGUUGAUUGAUGAGUCGAAUGCUUCCAAGGAUUUCAAUUCUUCGUAG
Lactuca saligna is the source of this 600-nucleotide messenger RNA. Lineage: Eukaryota; Viridiplantae; Streptophyta; Magnoliopsida; Asterales; Asteraceae. The record is from the annotation of a GenBank genome assembly.